Molecule: messenger RNA, 1426 nt
Organism: Klebsormidium nitens
Lineage: Eukaryota; Viridiplantae; Streptophyta; Klebsormidiophyceae; Klebsormidiales; Klebsormidiaceae
Source: the annotation of a GenBank genome assembly
CACCUUACAAGAGCUCACCACAUGCAUUUGCUUCGUGGAGCAGGAAGCUGGUAUCGCAGCCUGAGCAGGGCAAUACCUUCGAACUUGGAAGCUGUCUGAGGGACCUGAGGAAGGCAGAACGGUUCACGCUGUACCUAGUGCCAUUGGCGACUUUCAAAGCUUCAGAAAAGGUUCCAAAAUUGGGCGCAACGCUGUCAUUUUAUGUCAACAACUCUGUGGCACAUGUGGUGAAAGAGUUUCACCUCGUGUUGGUCGUUUUGCAAAGCAUGGCAAGCACAAGUGGGAGGGAUGAAGAAGAGGACAGUCUUCUCGACCUUAUGGCAAGUGCCAUGAUCAAUCAGCUCAAAGCAAAAGACAGAGGGAAGAAAGUGCAGAAGACUGGGUCCAAGCAAACACUGGAGGGUGCAGCUGGCCAAAAAGGGGGCGAGGCCAACUUCAUCUCUGCAAAGGACGAAGAUGAAGCCGCCCUUGAGGCUGCCCUGGCGUCGAAGCAGCUCAGCUGGAUGCCUGACCUGGGGCUGGUAGCUUCUUCAGAAGGCACCGGGCUCAAGAGCGGACAGCUAGAAUCCAACAAAAAGCUGCUCAAAAUACCGUCUCUUAUAGAAAAAGACGGGCCCCUGCCACUUAGGAACCCGCGGAAGGAGAGGAGGGAGGCACAAAAAGCGAAGGCACAAACCGCUGGGCCAAAGUGGUUUGACCUGCCUGCCACUCCAAUCACACCGGAAGUGAAGAGAGACUUCAGACUCUUGAAGCUUCGAGGGGUCCUCGAUCCAAAGCGGCACUACAAGGCACCGGACUCCACGAAGUUCCCCAAGUACUUCCAGAUAGGGACUGUUGUUGAGGGCCCCACAGAAUUCUACUCCGGGCGCUUGACCAAGUCGGAACGCAAGCCAUCACUUACUGCGGAGCUGCUUGCCGAUGACAAAUUGAAAAGCUACAGGAAACGGAAGUACGGUGAAAUCCAGCAAGAAAAAGAGUCCGGGGGGAAGAAAUGGUUCAAGAAGAAAAAGAACAAGCAGAAGCCAAACUGGGCCCGCUCGUAGUGUUCUCAAAUUGGAUAGUUCCAGACAUGCAGUCUGCCCUGCCUCGUCGGAUCUUAACUGCUCGCUUGAAUUCGGCGGUUGAAGGCAUCCAAUGUGUCCCGACAUCCUGACACACCGGUUAAGAUCAUCCAGUUAAGCAUGUGCAGUGCUCUGCUUCCGCCUGAGAUGCUGCCAAUGGGGCUGCGCCCCUCUCCAUGGAAGGCCUCAAGCUCUCUCCCUCACCGCCACCAUGGUGUGGCUCAGUUCUGUCCCAGCCUGCCCUCCGCCCAUCCACUUCAGCUCGUUUGAGUUUCACUCCGCUGAUUUCUUGAGUUAACUUCACUCCAAAGUGACGGUCACGGUUCUUGUACUAGCACCCUGUUCAGCAAUAUAACAACACGAAU